AUGGAAAACUACGAGAAGAUUGAGAAGAUAGGAGAGGGUACCUAUGGUGUCGUCUACAAGGCCCGAGACCUAAACUACAAUAACCGUAUCGUGGCACUAAAGAAGAUUCGACUCGAAGCCGAAGAUGAGGGCGUCCCGAGCACUGCCAUCCGAGAAAUAUCACUGUUGAAGGAAAUGAACGACCCGAAUAUUGUCCGCUUGUUUGAUAUUGUGCACGCAGAUGGCCACAAACUAUACCUUGUCUUUGAGUUCCUCGACCUCGAUCUCAAAAAGUACAUGGAAGCGCUUCCAGUCAGCGAGGGAGGCCGUGGGAAAGCUCUCCCAAACGGCUCCGGGGGCACAACAAUGAACCACAUGGGUCUGGGAGAAGCCAUGGUCAAGAAAUUUAUGGCACAACUUGUGGAAGGCGUUCGUUACUGCCACAGCCACCGAAUUCUGCACCGCGAUUUGAAGCCUCAGAAUCUGCUCAUUGACCGGGAAGGCAACCUCAAACUGGCCGAUUUCGGUCUUGCGCGCGCGUUCGGUGUUCCUCUGCGAACAUAUACCCACGAGGUUGUCACAUUGUGGUACCGAUCCCCAGAGAUUCUCCUCGGUGGACGUCAGUACUCUACUGGCGUCGAUAUGUGGUCUGUCGGAGCUAUUUUCGCAGAGAUGUGCACUCGCAAGCCACUCUUCCCAGGCGACUCGGAGAUUGACGAGAUCUUUAAAAUCUUCAGAUUGCUCGGAACGCCUGAUGAGCACACAUGGCCCGGCGUGUCCUCUUUCCCCGAUUUCAAACCUUCGUUCCCCAAAUGGAAACGCAGUCCCUACGCUCUGGUCUCUGGAUUGGAACCGGCUGGUCUGGAGCUGCUGGAAAUGCUUCUCGAAUACGAUCCGGCACGUCGCAUCUCAGCCAAACAAGCGUGCGCACACCCGUACUUUGCCCAGGGCACUGAAUACUACUCUGGCCGCACUCGCGUCCCUAAAAUAUGCGAUGAGAUGCACCUCCUGUCGAGUUGUCGGUAUCACCAUGGAUUAAAAUUCUGGGGAAGACUUGCCAAUUCUCUGCUUUCCCCGCGCUUCGAACUGGCGGCGCGUCGCGUCCUACGUUUCCAAAAUCGAACAUUUGCUUCGGUUUCGCCACCUGCUCUGGUCGAAGAUGUCGUUGAAGUACCUGUCGGGGGAAAUGGUUCGAUUACACUUACUGUACUCAGACCAGCAACGGAAAAUGCCAAAUACAAUUCCAAAGUGAUAUUAUAUCUGCCUCGAGGACCGAUUUUCCAAGACGAGUCUACGUUGAAUACCAACGAUUCUUCAAGGACGACUGAUUACUUUCCUGCGGAUCAUGACAUUGAAGUGAGCAGUCCAUUCGGGGGCGCGCUCUCCACGGCGCAAGAAGUGAUGACUGCAGUCACGGAAGCAAGUAUUGUCACAUUGAAUUAUCGAGUAGGGUAUACGUAUGCUGGUGCAAGAACUGCAGCAGAGGAUAAGGAUAAGGACAAGAAUCGCAAUCGCGUGUUACACAGAUACCCAACGCCGGUUCAUGAUACGCUGGCUGGACUGGACUGGAUAUUGCGCACACUGCGUCCUGAACAGCUAUUUGUCUUCGGCUCAAAUAUUGGAGGAUCGCUGGCUACCAUGCUAGCAUUGACAGAGUCCGAACACAUACACGCUAUUGCAGCGCAUGAACCCGUCUGCGACUGGACGGGUCUGGAUGAUUAUUGUACCAUCGAUCAACGACUUUCAGAAACUGAAAGUGGUGCUAAUAAUAACCAAGGUGAGGAUAUGAGUCUUAAGGAUAUCGAACAAAAGCAGCGAUAUUUUGUUUGCCAACCCGUCCAGAAGAAGCAGACUUUGAGGCAGAGGAAAAAGACGGCGCCAUCUGAUCUUGUACCGCUGCUACAAACGAGAGAGUAUUUGUUCAACACUCCAUCCAAGUAUUUCGACGCAUUUGCAUCACCCAUGCUGUUUCUACGCUCUGCCGGUAAAGACGUCCCGAAAAUAAUCCCAAAAUACCUCACAGGACCCGAAUAUCCUACUCCCGUCUUGAAGAGUCCGCCAGCUGCCGAAGACGUUAUGGAUCUAUGGGAUAUUCACAUGCAACCGGAAGACGAAAUAGCAUCAUCAACCGAAAACUUGGGCCAGGAAGAGGAGCGAGAGCGACCUUCACGCCGUCGAAAGGCGCUCUCGCGUUGGCCGCCGUACGGGUUAGAUCAUGGCAAUGCUAACGGCAGGGGUUUUAGCAGAGCUACUAGGCUCCAGAUCACUCUACCACAUGUGAAGCUUUUCGCUCGGUUGGGCUCUACUCCUUCUGAUCCGAGAUGGAAUGCCGCCGUAACAGAUCCAGGGAUGCUUCAUCCAAACCACACACCAAGCCUGAGGAAGUUGGCAUUGGACAAUAACAAUAACAACUCGGUCCUGGGAAUGCAAGCUAAAGAUAUGGUGUCUGUUAUGCGUCGUGCCUGUUUCUGGGGAAAAGAAGCUGGGAAUGGUGAAGAGAGAGUGACCCUGCGUAGUCUGCCCCAAAGUCAAAGUCAAACAGGCGCUACGCACCUGCAGCAACUGACUGAUCCCAAUUAUCUCGAGACUGUCUACGAAAGCGCGAAUUGGUUCAGGGACUUGAUGCAUUCCAAUGGCUAG
Messenger RNA from Talaromyces atroroseus, 2619 nucleotides. RefSeq lists its product as hypothetical. Gene Ontology annotation, biological process: signal transduction; regulation of G2/M transition of mitotic cell cycle; G1/S transition of mitotic cell cycle. Gene Ontology annotation, molecular function: ATP binding; hydrolase activity; cyclin-dependent protein serine/threonine kinase activity. Bases 1 to 2619 code for a protein of 872 amino acids. Gene Ontology annotation, cellular component: cyclin-dependent protein kinase holoenzyme complex; cytoplasm; nucleus. NCBI's taxonomy places the organism in Eukaryota, Fungi, Ascomycota, Eurotiomycetes, Eurotiales, Trichocomaceae. The record is from RefSeq and is a predicted model, not a curated record. The transcript is spliced from 5 exons.